UUUAUCCAAAAUUUAUCAAUACUAAUUACUAUCGAGAUACUAUCAUAUGCAAUUACCAAAACGGAGAAUGCAUAUGAAGAGAAAACUUGGGGCUGAUGGCAGCGUUACCGCAAGCCCAUGUAACUGCCUCAUCCUUUCAUUCUCUCAACAGAGUUGGUGAUAGGCCCAAAACACACAUCUACCCCUCGAUAGUACAUCUCCCAGUGUCCAGCCUAAGUGAUGGAUUUCCAACAUCCUCCUAAACCUUUUUUUUAAUCAGUUGUAAGGACCAAACUGAAUUUUAUUUUGAGGGCACUUCUCCAUGAUGUACCCUUUACAGAACUGCCUUAGAAGUAUUUGGUUCCUUGUCAAACCAUCAAUAUUAUGUUCCCUUUUCCAUGCUUCCCAUGAAAGUUCCAGUCUUGCUCUGCCAGUGGAAUCUUCUCACUACACUGGAUCAGGUUCCGGAGCCAUAGGACGUUGUGACGUUGACGUUCUCGUAAGUAAAGUUCAUGCUGGGACCAGUGAGGAUGAAGUCUUUCAGUGUCUCGUGAAUGAUGGAGAAUGUAACUCCAUACAGCUUUCCCAUGAUCUUAUUGAUAAGUUGCUGCACCGGUUCAGGGAUGACUGGAAAUCUGCAUUGGGUGCUUUUAAAUGGGCAGCAUCUCGCCCAGACUAUAAGCACUCUCAUCAGGCAUAUGAUACGAUGGUUGAUAUCCUCGGUAAAAUGAAACAAAUGGAUCGAAUGAAGGACUUCUUGGAGGAAAUGCGUCAAGGUCACCUUGUUACGCUUAACACGAUAACCAAGGUUAUGAGAAGGUUUGCUGGUGCAGGGAAAUGGGAAAAUGCUGUGAGGGUAUUUGAUGAAUUGGAAACUUUCGGAUUGAAGAAGAAUACAGAGUCAAUGAACUUGCUUCUUGACACCCUUUGCAAAGAGAGAAAUGUGGAAGAGGCCCGUGAAAUUUUCUUGCUGCUUAAGUCACACAUCGCACCUGAUGCUUACACAUUUAAUAUUUUCAUUCAUGGUUGGUGCAAAAUCAAUCGAGUUGAAGAGGCACAAUGGACAAUUCAAGAGAUGAGAGGACAUGGUUGUCACCCUUCUGUCAUUAGCUACUCAACUAUCAUCCAGUUCUAUUGCUGCCGAUACAACUUUCAAAAAGUUUAUGAACUCCUUGAUGAAAUGGUUGUCCAAGGUUGUCCUCCCAAUGUUGUUACUUUUACCACUGUCAUGUGCUCACUAUCAAAGGCAGAGAGGUUUGAGGAAGUUUUGCAAAUUGCUUCAAGAAUGAAAGCUACAGGCUGUAGACCUGAUACGCUUUUUUACAACUGCUUGAUCCAUGCGCUGGGGCGAGCAGGCCAAGUUGAAGAUGCUAUUAAGGUUUUUGAGGUAGAGAUGCCGAAGACAGGUGUUUCCCCCAAUACAUCGACGUAUAAUUGCAUGAUUGCCAUGCUUUGUCAUCAUGCUCAACAACAGAAGGCCCUAUCUCUUCUUCAGGACAUGGGGAAUUUGAAAAUUUGCAAGCCUGAAGUUCAGACAUAUUACCCCUUGCUGAAGUCAUGCUUUAAAACUGGGAAGAUAGAUAACCUGUUGAGCAAACUAUUGAAUGAUAUGGUUAAUAAGCAUCAUCUAAGUCUUGAUAGUUCUGCCUACUCGCUAUUGAUUCAUGGACUUUGUAGAGCAAGUAGAAGUGAGUGGGCUUACAACUUGUUUGAAGAGAUGAUUAGAAAAGAUAUAACACCAAACUAUCGGACAUGUCGUUUACUUUUAGAUGAGGUCAAAGCAAAGAAUAUGUACGAUGCAGCUGAGAAAAUUGAAGGUUCCAUGAAGAAAUUAUGAACUUCUCCAAGUGAGCAUUUAUCUAUUUUUCCUUAAAUUCUCUGCUUCUACCAGCACCCAAAAAUAGACUUACAACUGUCAGUAUUUGACUGAAGCCUUUGUGGUUUUUGUCUGACAUAUUAUAUUAUAUUUAACAGAAUAAACCUGAAAAGAAAAAGAAUCAAAACAAAAAGAAAAAAAAAAUCAGCUUGAACUAGAUGUACCACACUUAUACAUCUAUUCUGAGAUGGUGUUUAUAUGUAUUUCUGAAUGGUUGCACAUGUUCAUACGUGGCUAAAUUUGUUUGUAGGCUUAAUAAUUGUUGUUAGAAUUUUGGUUCUGGAUUAGUCGGUAUGCAGCUGCCUUUACCUAAGGCUGAUAUAGAUAGUCUAGAGAAGUAGCUUUCAAUAUCUCGUCUUACCACGGUAAUGACAGGGUCAAUUGGGCACUUUGGAGUCCUAGUAUUGGUUACUGCGUUGUUGUGAGCCCAAUGAAUAAAAAGUGAUCUUUUAAUCUUUUUUCA
Molecule: messenger RNA, 2318 nt
Organism: Gossypium arboreum
Lineage: Eukaryota; Viridiplantae; Streptophyta; Magnoliopsida; Malvales; Malvaceae
Product: pentatricopeptide repeat-containing protein At3g04130, mitochondrial
Exons: 2
Coding region: 302-1816 (504 amino acids)
Molecular function (GO): protein binding
Source: RefSeq, a predicted model, not a curated record